GCGUACACAUGAACGUAUUCGCAAAAACGCCGACUGGGUAGCAGAAAAAAAGAAAGUGUCGUACGCCGUAUUGUAGGUCACUUUUCGAGAUAAUAUUUACGAAGCGUUUCCCCUUUUGUAGAAACCAUUUGGAGGUAGCCCCACCAAAUGUGCACCAAAUAGGGGAGCGAUCAAUUGUGUGUCUCCAAAGAGGUCAUACUGAGGUUCCCUUUUUUAACGUGGCACCAUAUGUGGAGCAGGGGAAGCGCAAUUCCUACUGCUGCGUAUGGUGCUUCUUCUUCCUCUCGCAAGAGGCUUCUUUUCCGAGUUCGCCAAAAGGAAGAACGGCGCCAUCCUGCCCAAGUGGCUCAACAACUAUCAUAGUCAGAUAAGCUAUGUGGACAGCCCUGCGAAAAGACCCUCCCUAGUGGUAACCGAAAGGUGCGUAAAAAAUGUACUGAAUGGAUUUCCAUGGCUAUACUCAAAAGACGUAAAAAAUGCAGAUGAAUUAACUCUGUACAGCCCAUGCAUAGUUAAUAUAAAAAAUGAAUAUGACGAGCAGCUGGGGGUAGGAAUAUACAAUAAGAACUCUAUCAUCGCAUCGAGGGUGUUAAGUACAAAUGUAAAUGAUUGCAUAAACGAAGAAUUCUUUACGUCUCGAAUUGAAAAGGCAUAUAAAAAAAGGCUGGACUUAUUCCCAAACGAUCAGUUCUUCCGUGUUGUUAAUGCAGAAAGUGAUUUCCUACCGGGGGUUAUUAUUGACAAAUUUGAUAAGCUACUAUGUGUGCAAAUAAAUGCCAGUGGCAUGGACAUCCUUUUGCAUUCCAUACUGAAUAGCAUUCAGCAGGUGCUUAACCCAGAGGUUAUAAUCCUAAAAAAUGAUAGUAAAAUUAGGAAGCUAGAAAAACUGCCCCUAAAAAAGGAGGUCUACAAAGGCAUAUACAAUGCACCGAUCGAAGUGAGAGAAAAUGGACUGACCUUCUUUGUGGAUGUUUUAAAAGGUCAAAAGACGGGAUGGUAUUAUGACCAACGAUUCAAUCGCGCAAUGCUUAUUGGCUACUGUAAGAAUAGGAGGGUACUUGAUUUAUUUUCUUAUGUAGGUUCCUUUGGAAUUACGUUAGCGUACUAUGGCGCUAAGGAAGUGACCUGCGUUGAUUCGUCCUACGAUGCUAUUCAGUAUGGGAUUAAAGCGGCUCACUACAACGGUGUAAUGGAUAAGACCAACUUUGUGCAUUCCUGUGUUAAGAAGUUUCUCAACGUUUGCCUGCACGCCCAGGUGGGGUUUCUCCCCGGCGCCAUUAACAAGGAAGAAGCACACUGCGGAGAGCACCUUGAGGGGAGCGAAUCGGGGUGUCCGAAAUUGUUAUACCAAAGAAACGUCAGAAGCAGUUCCCUUAUUUCUGGCCAUUUGGAUCUUCCUCCCGAUGGGGAUCUCACCACCCUGAGCAGCUUAGAGAAUAACGCCCACGCGAGUGCACCCCCUUCUGCGCAGGGCGGGGAGAAGCUCCUUUCGGAUGUUCAAAAUAUGUUCAUUUAUGGAAAGAGCAAAGUGGACACCAUUGAUGUAGAGGAUGUAGAAAAUUUACUUCUUAAAACCAAUAGGGAUGAAUUUUUGAGAAAAAAAUACGACGUCAUAUUGGUUGACCCCCCAGCUUUAGCACGUAACAGUUAUUUACUCCCCUCUGCUUUAAAAAUUUACCAGAAACUUUUGUAUAUAUCAUUUCGAAUUGUUCGGAAGCCUGGGUACGUGUUUGUCUCCAGUUGUAACAAACUGGUUGGGUAUGAGGAGCUGCUCGUGUGCAUACGGAGAUCGCUACACUGGUCCAAGUGCGAAGGCACCAUAAUAGGUGAGGGCCGCAUUAGCGCGGAUCACCCUGUGCAUGUCUCGCUGCCGGAAACGAGGUACCUAACGUCAGUCCUCCUGAUGGUUAGCUAGUUCGGGCGCACCUUGAGCGAAAAAAAGAAGUGGCGGAGUUUCCCCGAGCGGUUGCCCUUCUGCCCAUGCGGCAAUUUUUCUGCAUUUUGAUAAGAAGACUUUUAAGAAACGCUUACGCUAUUGUUGUGCUUCUCACUCAGUCGAAUUUGUGGACGUUCGAUGAAAUGAGAAGUUAAAUGGGGUGCAGUUAUUUUGCAAGAAAGUGUGUCCGGUCAUUUUUCCCUAAAAUGUCGCGAAAGCUGCGUGCUUCUCGUUGUGCAAAAUUUGCAACGUUGGUCGCAUUUGAAAUUUUCAGUGAAAGAGGAACCCCCGGGGGGGUGCGCACAAGGGGUAGAUUCCCCCCGUAAGCCCUUACCCCUCAUGUGCGCAUAAUAAUGCAGGAAGGCAAAAAAGGCAACGCUGAGCGGCAGCGGAGCAGCAACUGUGUGUCCGCAAAUAAUGCCUUGUUCGAAUUAUUUUUGCCACUUUUUCAGUUUGUUUCUUCGCCUAUUCUUAACUUUUUCCUUAACCCUUUACUUUUGCACUCAACCAAAUGUGAGA
Plasmodium vivax (malaria parasite P. vivax) is the source of this 2455-nucleotide messenger RNA. RefSeq lists its product as hypothetical. The transcript has a single exon. Gene Ontology annotation, molecular function: methyltransferase activity; RNA binding. The coding region runs from base 266 to 1915 and encodes 549 amino acids. The record is from RefSeq and is a predicted model, not a curated record. Lineage: Eukaryota; Apicomplexa; Aconoidasida; Haemosporida; Plasmodiidae.